UCUCUAGUAGGAGAAAAAACUAAAAAGAUAGUAAGUUUCUCUUCAAAGAGUAAAAAAUGCAGAAUCUGCUCAGCUGCAACAGCUAAAGGAGUUCCACCCAGAAAACACAACUGCCGAAAGAAUUGGCAGGGAUCGGCAAAAGCAAUGGAGCCGGCCAUGGCCUGUGAAAUGCUGAGUGCAAUCAAAGAUGAAGGGUGCAAGAUAGGAACUUUAGUCAUGGACAAUGACUCAACAACCAUUGCUCACGUAAAAGCCACUGUGGACCCAACCAUUAAUAAAAGAGCUGACAAAAACCAUACAAGAAAAGGUUUUACUGGAGCUUUGAUUGAGCUUGCCAACACCCAUAAAGUUUUGAAAAAUCAAAAACUUAGAAGUCACAUUGAAAGAUGUUUUACGUAUUGUGUACAGCAAAACAGGGGCAAGGCUAAAGAUCUUGAAAAUGAACUUGGCAAAAUUGUUCCACAUUUAUAUGGUGAACACGAAUGCUGUGGAACUUGGUGUCGCAGUAAAAAGACUGACUAUAAGCCUCGAAAUUUGCCAUAUGGAAAGCCUCUAUCCUGCACCUUACUCCGAGAAGCUUUAGAAGCUUUAUUCAAGAAAUACUGCUGUAAGUCAGAGGAGCUGGCCAUGAUGGGAUCCACCCAAGUCAAUGAGAACUUUAACCAUAUGGUCUCCACUAAAGCCCCAAAAAGAUUGUAA
This is a messenger RNA of Saccostrea cuccullata (small rock oyster), 699 nucleotides long. RefSeq lists its product as uncharacterized. The coding region runs from base 145 to 699 and encodes 184 amino acids. The record is from RefSeq and is a predicted model, not a curated record. NCBI's taxonomy places the organism in Eukaryota, Metazoa, Mollusca, Bivalvia, Ostreida, Ostreidae. The transcript is spliced from 4 exons.